GCUCACUGUCUCUACUGAGCCACAACUGCUGUACUAUAGUGUUGUCUUCUCCAUCGCCAUGGCCAGUGGUGUUGCGCUGUUGCUCCUACUUCUCAUUGCCACUGUUAAAGGGUUUCCAAUCUCUUUAGAUGAUGUGGAACAUGUUGGUUGCUACAAUGAUGAAUUCGCUAAAAACAGUUUCUAUAAAAUUCACAUGCCGCUGAGUGUUAUCCAAAGUGUUAACUUUUGUAACCAUAGACUAUUAAAGUAUGUUGGAAUACAGACAAACCUAAGCUCAUUUCAUCCUGCUGAUGUGUCACCAUAUUGUGGAGAUGACAUCCCAGAAAGAUCUACAAAAUCCAACAGCUGUCAUCCAUGUGUAGACGAUUCCACCAUGUUCUGUGGAGGAGAAAACUCAAUAUCAGUCUAUAAAAUAUCUGAGCUUGCGAGCUUUAUUGUGCUACUAGCCACUGAAACUGGUAUUAAGAUGAUCGCAGAUAAUAGCAAUACCGCGUUCAACAUUGAAGGGAUCACAAAUGAUGUAAUAACCGUCGACUUCAAUUACGAGCUCGACAGUAUUAUUUUCUCUACAAACCAAGAAAUAUCAAGGUCUACAUACAAUCCUUUAUCAAUGAGGUAUUCUGCAGUAUCGACUAUUGAUUCUAAAGGUGACAGAUUCCACUCUCUUACUGUUGACUGGGAAAGAGAUACAGUUUACUACGAUGUGAAGUUGGGUAGUUAUAAUUAUAAUUCCCAUUUCAAAUUGUAUCAGGUGGAUAUUGACGGAACUAAUAUGCAGGCAAUUUCUCUAAUUGGACAAAACGAAUAUAUGAUAAUGGAUCCCUACCACAGGUUGAUCAUGUUCCUAAGAAAUGGCCAUCUUAGCUUUCUUGAACUUGGAACAAAUUCCUUGAGAAAUUUAAAUUUGAGUUUACCCAGUAUAUAUAAAAUUCACAGAAUUUCAAUAAAUACGAGGCACAAAGCAUUGUAUGCGAUUGGAGAGGCAGACACCUUAUUGUAUUAUCUAUUCAGUAUGAAUUACGACGGGUCUAAUAUGAAAAAGCUGUAUGAAGGCCCAGAGCUAAUUAAUCCUAGCGGGCUUGGAGUGGUGGACAACAAAGUUGUAUGGGCAGCCUGCAAUGAUACUAACGGCAUGGAUGUUUUGUAUAUGUGCCACUUAUCACCGAUCUGUCAGGCUAACAACAUAACAAUUCUCUACGAGUCUAGCGAGGUAAUACGUGAUGUGAAGUUGUACAGUCCAGAAGUGCAGAUGCCCAACAAAGAGAUGCUCUGCUUGCAGCUCUUCUGCUCUCACAGAUGUAAGAUGACUACGCCCUUUAUUGCUACCUGUACUUGUCCUGACGGUCUGGUGUUAGGCCCGGAUAAUACAACCUGCCUAGAAAAACCAAAACCGAAGAAGGAUCCUCAAGACAUUGGCUGCUACACGAUUUCGUACUCUGAGAGCCGACUGUACAAGGUGCAUCACCCUCUGUCUUGGGAAGAAUGUAUAAACUUGUGCAACAGAAGGAGUUCCGUAUACGCAGGGAUACAAGCAGAACAAGGGUAUCCCACAUACAAUUUUGUGUUCUGUGGCAACGACAUUAAAGAACACUCGACAACUGCUAACAGUUCUCUCUGUCUACCUUGUAUGGAUGACAAGACCCGUCUCUGCGGGGGACAAAACACGCUUUCUCUUUACCAGCUUAGAGAAUCAAAUCCCUUAGUGCUUUAUUUAGCAACUGAAAGUGGACUGAAGAUAUUUUCGACUGAAUCUUUAUCUACAGAAGCUUUAACGGGUUCGUCGUCACCUACCACAGCUGUAGGUUUUUCCUAUUGGGAAGACGAUAUCUUUUCCUUAUCUCAUCUAGGUAUUUCAAGGUUCUACUACAGCCCUUUCUCGGACAUGUACAUUGAGUCAACUCUUGUAUUCGAAUGUGAUUCCUCCAUGGCUAUAGAUUGGAUAAACAAGUACAUCUAUUGCAGGAGACAGGGAAAUUCAUAUUUGUAUGAAAUUGAUUGGACUCGUCAAAAACCACCCAGAGAAGUAAUGUCAUUCCAUUACGAUUUACAGGAAUUGGAAGUGGAUCCAUUUGCAAGACAACUCUUUUUUGUGGAGAAUGGACGACUGGGUCGUCGCUCGAUUGAUGAGGAUCUGCGUAUUGAAUAUGAUUACGAAAAACUGCAUUUAAAAAAGGUGCUGAAAAUUUCUCUUGACGUAGAACUCAAGUUUGUUUACCUGAUAGGGAUUGAAAAUGAUGAAAAUCACUGUUUGAUCAGAACCGACUACGAGUUCAAACAGAUGAGAGUGUUAUAUUGCGGAGAUCUUCUCACUGACCCGAUUUCUCUGGAUGUCGUAAAGCAAGAUGUGAUUUGGGGAUUAAACUCCGAUGAUGGUUUCUUCGUCUACAGAUGCGAGCUUACUCCGAGAUGUCUGAAAGACAAUAUACAGCGUCUCUAUCGGUCCAGCGAGUCCAUCCAUGACAUUAAAAUAUACCACCCAGAUAAGCAGCCUCACAAUGCUAUGUACCUCUGCUCAAGACUCCAGUGUUCACACAACUGUUCUGUAACUCAGGAUCAGGUCAGCUGUACUUGUCCAGAUGGGAUGUCGCUGUCUUCCGAUAACGUCACUUGCCAAGACAUUACAUCUACAACCAACCCAACAUCUGUGGAGCAGUCGGAGACUUCCAAGGUUACAGCAUCUUUCCCACACUUUUUGAUUUCGACUCCUUCCGCCGCAGUUGUGCACGAAGAACUUCCUCAGGAAUACACCAAAGCUACUCCACCGUCUAACGUCGACACAAGCAAUGAGACCAGCGAUAGACUGCCUGUCUUUGUAACGUGUGUGGUAGGAAUCUUGGCGGUAGUUUGUUUGCUGUUGUUUGUCGUGUGGAGAACUAAACACGAAUUAAUCCCGAACUUAGGGAAUAGCUACGCACAGAAUUCACAGCUGGAACUGACUCACUCGAAUGUAGCAGCAUUUGACAAUGUUUCUAAUUAAUAGGUUAAAAGUGAUUGUAAACUGAAGUCAUCGACAAUAAUAAUAUUGUUCAGAAAUA
Molecule: messenger RNA, 3035 nt
Organism: Homalodisca vitripennis (glassy-winged sharpshooter)
Lineage: Eukaryota; Metazoa; Arthropoda; Insecta; Hemiptera; Cicadellidae
Exons: 14
Coding region: 59-2977 (972 amino acids)
Source: RefSeq, a predicted model, not a curated record